Molecule: messenger RNA, 2061 nt
Organism: Tetrapisispora phaffii CBS 4417
Lineage: Eukaryota; Fungi; Ascomycota; Saccharomycetes; Saccharomycetales; Saccharomycetaceae
Gene: DDL1
Product: putative carboxylic ester hydrolase
Exons: 1
Coding region: 1-2061 (686 amino acids)
Cellular component (GO): cytoplasm
Molecular function (GO): metal ion binding; glycerophospholipase activity
Source: RefSeq, a predicted model, not a curated record
AUGUUUAAGAAAGCAAAUAUUACUUUACUAGCUCAAGGUGAAAAAGUAACAUCUAAAAUGACAAUCCCUGUACAAAAUUUAAAAGCAAGAUGGUUUUUUGCAACUGAUCUACCGAAAAAGAAACCAUAUGAUUUAAAUUAUAAACCAACAAGGUCUCCGAAAAGAUUCAUUCCAUUUUCUAAGUUUGAUUCAUCCAGGAUCGAAACUACGUACCUUUCGAGUUUCUCUAAAGACGCCAAAAAAGAUGAUAAAAUAUUAUCGAAUAUCCCUGUGAAUGAGGAUUAUUUAUUUGAGGUGAAUUUAUAUGAUAUGGAAAUCAGACCAGUUUACUGGUCUGGACCUAUUUACGAAAUUAGACGAGGUAUUUGGUUUGAUACUAAAGGAAAUCCUUUAUCUCAUGAUUUGACCGAAGAAUUGGAGGCACUUUACCAACAAUUAAAGUUUAAUAAGGAUGGAGUAAUAGAAAAUCAAACAAAAGAUAUUUAUAAUCUAGAAGGUGAUUAUGAAGAGGGAAGCAUUGCUAUGUUCCUAGAUAAUAAAUCCGCAUUUUUACUUAACGAUAUAUCAGGUGGUGUUUUUCAGCUUAAAUUUCUGAGGUCAUCUUUUGGUCAGAAUGUUCCAACUAAUGCUAUAAAAGUUACCAGAGAAUAUUCCAACAUUGUGUCGAGGAAAGUCUCAGAUAAAAAACUAGGAGAAACAAAUGGUGAGAUAACGGAUGUUAAUGCCAACAAUUCAUUAGGUAAAAUUGGUGAAAUGAUAGGGUUGCAAUUAACUGAUAUAUUCAGCGGUACUGCUCCAGAAGAUAAUGGCAAAAUUGAAACUGACUCAAAAGUUAAGUCAAAAGAAAACGAAUUUUUGAGUAGUGAAAUGGAAAAUGAUUAUAAUAAUUCAAAUUCGACUAUUCUCGAAAACCCAUCAAACAACAGGAACGUGAAGCACCUUGUUUUGUGUAUCCAUGGAAUCGGUCAAACUCUUGGAAAACAAUAUCAAUAUGUGAAUUUUGCACAUACCAUAAAUCUACUUAGGAUCAACAUGAAAAAAGUAUAUUGUCAAUCUCCAGAUAUGAAACAAAUUAACAAAGAUGCUGGUAACAAUGAUUGGCAAACGAAUUGUGAUGUCCAAGUACUUCCAGUUGACUGGAGACAUGAUAUAGAUUUUAAAACAGAUGACAUAGAUGCCUUAACAACGGAUUCCAUGAUACCUAACUUAACAGAAAUCACUCUUCGUGGAAUAACCCCAUUUAGAAAAUUAUUGGGUGAUGUCGGUUUAGAUGUACUGCUUUAUGAUGAUCCAUUGUACAAAGAGCAGAUAUUAAAUAAUACGGUAAGCAAAUUAAAUGGCAUAUACAAUAUAUUUAAAAAGCAAAAUCCAGAAUUUAAUGGAAAGGUUCAUAUAAUUGGCCAUUCCUUGGGAAGCGUUAUUGCAUUUGACACAUUAUCAAACUUGAGUAGAUAUAAACUCGAUUUUCCUGUUGAAAAAUUAUUUUGUAUCGGAUCCCCUGUUGGUGUCUACAAAUUAGUGCAAAAAACUAAUGAUUGGCGAUCCAAAAAACAUGCUACCUCACAGAUAAACUUUCAAGCUCCGAAGGUUAAUGAUUUAUAUAAUAUUUAUCACAUAAAUGAUCCAAUUGCAUACCGAAUGGAGCCACUCAUUGAUAGAGAUUUAGCGACAUAUGAAGAAGUUUAUUUACCACAUCUUCCAGUAGAGGGCAUUACAAAUAAAAUGCUUGCUUUAGGGAACACUUUAAUUAAAGAUUUACCAAUGUCAGAGAAAGCUAAUGUUACUUCAAGGAAAAAAGUGAUUUUACCAGAGGUGCUUGUUAAAAAAUUAAAAGAAAUAAAUUCUAACGGAAGAGUUGACUAUGUUCUGACGCCUAAUCUUUUAGACAUGGAUAUUAUAUCUGCACUUAAAUCGCAUGUGUCAUACUUUGAGGAUAUUGAUAUAGCAGGGUUUAUUUUAAAGGAAACAAUAAAGACUAGUGAACAAACGAAUGAAAUAAAUGCUAUACGGAUCAUUGAUACUGCAAGAAAUAAAGGCAAAUCUUUUGAUAAACUUGGGUGA